This is a messenger RNA of Dicentrarchus labrax (European seabass), 3404 nucleotides long. It is a transcript of the gene chodl, whose product is annotated as chondrolectin. Gene Ontology annotation, biological process: positive regulation of axonogenesis. NCBI's taxonomy places the organism in Eukaryota, Metazoa, Chordata, Actinopteri, Moronidae. The coding region runs from base 235 to 1152 and encodes 305 amino acids. The transcript is spliced from 8 exons. The record is from RefSeq and is a predicted model, not a curated record. Gene Ontology annotation, cellular component: cytoplasm.
GAGUGGGGGAGGCGGGGGAGGAGAGAGUCGAUGUGAGCAGCAGACAGAGACGCUCUCUCCACCUCGCUCUUCACAUCGGAGAGAAGAGGAACAAGAGAGGAAGUGAGGAAGAGAGCAGAAAUGGAACUAAACAUCAACAAACAAGGGGCAGAGCUUUUAUUUUGAAAUUUCUUUGUAAGUUUGGCAGAGGAUUUCUCUUCUUCUCCUCCAUAACAGCGUUUCAUUUUUUAGAAGAUGAUGCCAGGCUUCAGGGUGAUGCUGCUGGUUCCCGGGGUCGUCAUGGCGAUGAUGGUCGUCCGGAUGAACGGAGCGCGAGUGGUGAGCGGACAGACGGUGUGUUCGGGUGGUCCAGAGCAUCCCUGCUAUGAAAUUGCAUAUUUCCACGAUGUGUCGAGCCGCGUUGCCUUCAGGGAGGCGCGUCAGGCCUGCGAGAUGGAUGGAGGGGCGCUGCUCAGCAUCGAGAGCCCGGCCGAGCAGAAAGACAUCGAAAAUCUGCUGAAGGAGCUGAGUUCAGGAGCAGUGGGCGGGGCAGGAGGAGGUGCAGGCGCAGGAGGCAUAGCGGACGGUGAUUUCUGGAUCGGUCUGACUCGGGUGGAUGGACUCGAUCAGACUCAUCCUGAACUCAGCAACACCUUCACUUCCUGUCCACAGCUCUACCAGUGGAUCGACGGCAGUCGAGCCAUCUUCAGGAACUGGUAUUUCGACGAGCCGUCCUGUGGAGGAGAGGCCUGUGUCGUGAUGUACCAUCAACCAACUGCACUUCCUGGUCUGGGUGGGGCUUACCUCUACCAAUGGAACGACGACCGCUGCAACAUGAAACACAACUUCAUCUGCAAAUACAAACCAGAGAGCCAUCUUGAACACACACCUGGAGAUCGGGGCACAGAAGUGACAACAGGUGGAGGUGUGGUCACAAAGCCUGCAGGCGGUGAGGAGGUUCCCCCUGAGGUCACCAUGGCUGGAGCUUCAGGCAUGUUACUGGUCUAUGUGAUCAUCCCCACAAUCCCCCUGCUGCUGCUCAUCCUGGUGGCCUCUGGGACAUGUUGUUUUCAGAUGCUCAGUGGAAGUACCCCCCGCACCAAGACCGCCGUCGACCAAUCGAUCAACCUCUGGAUCUCCAACACGCCCAAACCGGACAGCAUGGAGGUCUGACAUCACAGUGACAUCACAGUGACAUCAUCAGAGGGAACGAUAUCACUCACACUUACUGCAUCAGUUAUUGAUCUGUUAUUGAUUACUGCAUCGGUUAUUGAUUACUACAUCAGUUAUUGAUCUGUAAUUGUUUACUGCAUUCUUUAUCUGUUAUUGAUUACUUCAUCGUUUAUUGAUCAGUUAUUGAUUACUGCAUCAGUUAUUGAUCUCAGUUAUUGAUUACUGCUUCUGUUAUUGAUUACUGCAUUAUUGAUCUGUUAUUGAUUACUUCAUCAGUUAUUGAUAUGUUAUUGGUUACUGCAUUCAUUAUUGAUCUCAGUUAUUGAUUACUGCAUCAGUUAUUGAUCUCAGUUAUUGAUUACUUCAUCAGUUAUUGAUCAGUUAUUGAUUACUGCUUCUGUUAUUGAUUACUGCAUUAUUGAUCUGUUAUUGAUUACUUCAUCAGUUAUUGAUAUGUUAUUGGUUACUGCAUUCAUUAUUGAUCUCAGUUACUGAUUACUGCAUCAGUUAUUGAUCUCAGUUAUUGAUUACUGCAUCAGUUAUUGAUCUGUAAUUGAUUACUGCAUUCUUUAUCUGUUAUUGAUUACUUCAUCGUUUAUUGAUCAGUUAUUGAUUACUGCAUCAGUUAUUGAUCUCAGUUAUUGAUUACUGCAUCAGUUAUUGAUCUCAGUUAUUGAUUACUGCAUCAGUUACUGAUCUCAGUUACUGAUUUCUGCAUUAGUUAUUGAUCAGUUAUUGAUUACUGCUUCUGUUAUUGAUUACUGCAUUCAUUAUUGAUCUGUUAUUGAUUACUGCAUCAGUUAUUGAUCUGUUAUUGAUAACUGCAUCAGUUAUUGAUUACUGCAUCAGUUAUUGAUUACACAUCAGUUAUUGAUCUAUUAUUGAUUACUGCAUAAGUUAUUGAUGUUAUUGAUUACUGCAGUAGUUAUUAAUCUGUUAUUAAUUUCUGCAUUAGUUAUUAAUCUCAGUUACUGAUUACUGCAUUAGUUAUUGAUCUCAGUUAUUGAUUACUGCAUCAGUUAUUGAUGUUAUUGAUUAGUGCAUAAGUUAUUGAUGUUACUGUUUACUGCAGUAGUUAUUAAUCUCAGUUAUUGAUUGCUGCAUUAGUUCUUGAUCUCAGUUAUUGAUUGCUGCAUUAGUUACUGAUUACUGGGACUCCAGUAGGGCUCUACCCUACUUACACUGAACUUGCCUCCAUUCUUCCUCAUGCUUGUCUUUCCUUCCAUCACCCCUCCUUUCCUUGUCCUCUCUUUAGUCUCCUUUCUCUCCUUUUUUCCUUCCUCCCUGCAUCUGCAGUGGUCUGUGCUUUGAUUGGUUGGCGCUUGUCGGUUGAGCUGUGCUAUGAUUAGUCUGUUGAGCUGUGGGGAUUAAACCUGUGAGUGUUAAGGCUUGUGUAUACUUGCCGUUCCCGACGUGACGCGUGACAAUGUGACGUCAAAAUGACGUACAUCUCGCUGGCGCGCCAGGAUUUUGGCCCAGUCGCGCCAGGUCGUGCACCACUCUUUUUUUUUCAGCUGAGCGCGCCAAAGCGGGAGCAGGAAGAUGGACGAUCUGUACUAUCCUUCAAUGAAGGAACAAAGAGAUGCCCAGAGGUGCCAGAAUUCAUGGGGAGAAAUUGGCAUGAAUGUUGGAAAAGAGGAGGCCAUAUGCUGGAACCUCCGCGACCGAUAAAAAAAAAAAAAAAAAAAAAACUUUCUCUUCUUCUUCUAGUGCCUAGAAAUAGCAAAGUCGGUAGCCUUUCCUCAGUAGCGACACCUCUGUUCAGGAGAAGACUGCAACUAGUGUCGCGACCACCACGCGCAAGUAUAAAUAGUUACGGCGCUCCCGUGAUGUCACACUGUCGCGCGACAGGUCGGCAACGGGGAGUAUACCGAGCGCUUUACAGUGCACUCUCUCUUGUCUGUUUGAUGUUUCGUUAAUGACGCAGAAACAACUGAAGAGGAACUGAGGCGUCUCAGUGGGGGGGGUGGGGGGGGUGGAGAUGUUUGAUCUCAGAGUGAGCUGCACUGCGGGGCGGGGGGGAUUAAUAGAGCUGUUAAUUUAACAGGAUGAAAGAGAUAAUUAUUUAUUUAGAAAAUUUACAUUUUUAUGAGACCUCAUCUCUCACUCCUCCGUCCGACUUGAACCCCUCAGUAUUGUCAAUAAUCUAUAAACAUGUGAUCAAUGUCUUUCUGAAUGUGUUUGUUACCUGGAACUCCUCAUUAUAGUGUCUUCAUAUGAGAAUAAUAAACAUUAUGUCAUCUGCUCAUAAA